Pseudophryne corroboree (corroboree frog) is the source of this 359-nucleotide messenger RNA. Its product is annotated as cGMP-dependent 3',5'-cyclic phosphodiesterase-like. The record is from RefSeq and is a predicted model, not a curated record. The transcript has 4 exons. The annotation marks the transcript as partial. Gene Ontology annotation, molecular function: protein binding. Lineage: Eukaryota; Metazoa; Chordata; Amphibia; Anura; Myobatrachidae.
CGUGUUGCGAAGUCUCACCUUCAAUUUGUUUUUUGUCUUUUUCAGCUGCAGGAACAGACCCAGUCACCCUGUUGCUGCCUCCUCCUCGUGUCUGAGGACACUCACCAGCUGUUCUGCCAGGUUGUCGGAGAUAAAGUAUUAGAAGAAGAGAUCAGUUACCCACUGACGUUCGGACAUUUGGGGCAGGUUGUGGAUAAGAAGAAAUCGAUUGUCCUGCAGGACAUCAGUUCGGAGGAGCACAAGCAGCUGAACAACAUGUUGGGCUUCGAGGUCCAUUCCAUGCUCUGCGUCCCAGUCAUAAGCCGAGCGACGUCGCAGGUGGUGGCCUUGGCGUGUGCGUUCAACAAACAAGGAGGAAA